Aspergillus luchuensis is the source of this 1287-nucleotide messenger RNA. Its product is annotated as BSD domain-containing protein. The coding region runs from base 1 to 1287 and encodes 428 amino acids. Gene Ontology annotation, cellular component: cytoplasm. The transcript has 2 exons. Lineage: Eukaryota; Fungi; Ascomycota; Eurotiomycetes; Eurotiales; Aspergillaceae. The record is from RefSeq and is a predicted model, not a curated record.
AUGGAUGUAGCUUACGACCACAUCCAAGAGGAGAUAUUCUCCGCCAACGACCCCGCUAAGAAAGAAAACAACAGCAACAAUAAUAACAACCCCUCCGAUGCACCCGCCACCAACUCAGACCGCCCCAAUGUCGACCUUAACGCCGAACUGCAGGAAACCUUCCGCGCUUUCUCCGCAAGCCCCUGGGGUGCACGCAUCGGUGGACUAUGGGACAACGUCCGCAAACAAGGCGAAAGCUACUACGAAGGCGCUCGCCAGGAAUACGCCGCCGCCAGCGAAGAAGCCGUCAAGGGGUUCUCGGAUCUGAAGAGUAGUAUCGUCGGUCGCACGCGGGGGCUGUCCCUGAGCACGGCUUUCAACAACAACAUCAUCGGCGCUGGCACCAGUACUACGACUGAACAGGAGACAGAUACAUCGUCAUCUACACCGAAGAAUGAGACCGGAGAUAAGGAGAAGGCUGGACCUUCUGCCAGUUCGGAUAACAAUAAUGAGGGGUUCCUCUCGCGGUUCAAGGCCGAGGCCGCCCGCCGACUCAAAGAGAUCGAGAAGGCUGAGGAAGCAGCCGACGAAGCUAUCCUGCGCUUUGGGAUGAACAUCGGACAGAAGUUGAAGGAUGCGGUCAGCAUUGUGCCGCCGUCUAUGGACUCCUCGUCGGACAAGCUUCUAUUCGAGAGUAAGGAUGCAGACGGGAAGCGGGUUAUUCAUGCUACGCGAUUUGAGGCGCAGCUUCAUGUCAUUCAUUCGAACUUGGAGAGUUUCUCGAAAGAUCCCGUGAGUGAGGAGUGGCCUACUUUCAAGCAGUCUUUCAACGUGGACAAUAAGACGGAUGCUAUUGCCGCCGACUUGGAGAAGUAUCCGGAGCUGCGCUCCGCUAUGGAGAAGCUUGUUCCGGAGAAGGUGGAAUACGCGGUCUUUUGGUGUCGUUACUACUUCUUGCGUUUGGUUAUUGAGACUGAGGAGCAGAAGCGGAAGGAGCUUCUUAAGGAUGUCAACGUCGACGAGGAAGAAGUCAAGUGGGACGAUGAUUCCGAUGACGACACCGACUCUCCCUCUACGCCUCAAGUCCAGCAAUCUACCGCAACCGCCAAGGCUACCACUGCCACCCCUACUGCCACUGCUACCGAGAAGGAUACCCUGAAGCCCACGGAACCCCGCCGGUCCAACGACCAACAGUCCCAGCCCGACAGCGAAUCCAGCUACGACCUCGUCAGCAGUGCGACAAGCCGCACUCCUGCUAGUCCCAAGGAGAAGGCCAAGGAUGAGGAAAGCGAUGACGACUGGGAGUAA